AGGCAAAAUCAAGGAAAAGUAUCACGGAUCCAGAGAUACAUAGAUAAUGUCCUCUCAGUUUGACAAUUGAUUGUAGACUUUUUGUGUUGAGAAGAAGAGCAGAGUGAGAGAGAUGGAAGAGAUGAGAGGUCUCCCUUCACUCUUAGCUCUAAAAGAGGCAAGUGAGACAGAGAAGAUUGCCUCUGAUAUCACUCAGCUUGUGGGUUGGACACCACUGGUAGAACUGAAAGAGAUUGUUCAAAAGGAAGGAUUGGAUGUUAGAAUUGUUGGGAAGCUUGAAUUUUAUCAACCUCUUUCUUCUGUUAAAGAUAGAGGUGCCCUGAGAAUGAUUGAAGAUGCAGAAGAGAAAGGUUUGAUUAAACCUGGUGUUACCACUUUGGUAGAGCCAACCAGUGGAAAUCUAGGCAUUGCUUUAGCUUAUAUUGGUAUAAGGAAAGGUUACCGAUUCAUCGGAGUUAUUCCGGCUCAUUAUUCUGUUGAUAAGUGGAUGCUAUUGAAAUAUUUGGGUGGUGAAGUUGUCAUUACUAAUCCUGAACUUGGGAUUCAGGGAGUGAUGCAAAAAGUGGAGCAGCUGAAGGAAAGUGAUCCAAAUGUUUAUGUUCUUGAUCAGUUCUCUAAUCCUGCAAAUCCGGAUGCACAUUUUACUGGAACUGGACCUGAAAUAUGGAAAGACACGGCAGGGAAAGUAGACAUAUUUGUGUGUGGUUCUGGAUCAGGUGGUACUGUAACCGGUGCUGGGCGAUAUCUCAAGAUGAAAAACAAGGAUCUGAAGGUCAUUUGUGUUGAGCCUGCAGAGAGCCCAGUCAUUUUAGGCGGAAAACCGGGGCCGCACAACAUACAAGGUAUUGGUCCAGGUAUUAUACCUUUAAACUUGGAUACAUCCCAUAUUGACGAGACCAUCACUGUGACCACUGAAGAAGCAAUGACUAAUGCUAGAAGAAUUGCUAGAGAAGAAGGUAUUCUAGUCGGUAUAUCUUCGGGAGCCAAUUUGGCUGCCUGCCUCAAGGUUGCUGCAAGAGCUGAAAACAAAGGGAAGAUGAUUGUGACUGUCUUCGCCAGUGGUGGUGAGAGAUACAUAAGCACACAACUAUUUGACAAUGUGAGGGAGGAAUGCAUGAACAUGACUUUCUGAAGGAUAUUUUUAUUCUGAUGUUGUGGAAUUAAAUAUUGGCAUUAUGCAAAAGUUUUUACUGAAUAACUCAGUUGAGACCAGAUGUAUGACUUGAUCCUUUCCAAACUAUCAUAGGGUUGGCCUUUGCCAUUCCCAGAAGGAAAUCAAUGUAAAAGUAAAAAAUUAAAAAAAAAAUGAUGUAAAUGUUUGUAAUUUUAAGUAUUUUUUAGUUGUAAUUUGAGGUUCCCA
This is a messenger RNA of Dioscorea cayenensis subsp. rotundata (Guinea yam), 1360 nucleotides long. RefSeq names its product cysteine synthase-like. The record is from RefSeq and is a predicted model, not a curated record. The transcript has 7 exons. Lineage: Eukaryota; Viridiplantae; Streptophyta; Magnoliopsida; Dioscoreales; Dioscoreaceae. Gene Ontology annotation, molecular function: cysteine synthase activity. The coding region runs from base 113 to 1132 and encodes 339 amino acids. Gene Ontology annotation, cellular component: cytoplasm.